Molecule: messenger RNA, 141 nt
Organism: Paramecium tetraurelia
Lineage: Eukaryota; Ciliophora; Oligohymenophorea; Peniculida; Parameciidae
Exons: 1
Source: RefSeq, a predicted model, not a curated record
AUGAAAAAUAAGAAUAAUUUAGAUUAAAAUUAUAAAGACAAAUUCAAAAAAGAUAAUUAAAGAAUUGAAUAACAAAUAACAAAAUCACUUUAGCUUUAAAAAAAAUAAUUAAAGCUAAUUGAAAUUCUUAAAAGAUAGUGA